AGUGUUAGCACAACGAGUUGGCUUUGUGAGCUCUGAAAUUACAUCAAUUAUUCGAUUUUCAUUUGGCUCGGCCAAGGCGCUUCCUAUGGACUAAGGAGGACACUCGGCCCAUGGAGCGUCUAGAGGUGUCUUUGUCCGUCGUAGCAUCGUAGGGAGUCGGUGAGGGCACUGAAUAACGACAAUGAAACAUAACAAGAAGUUAAAAUAGACAGUGAUAUAACUUCACUCUAAAAUUUCAAUCAAAUAAACUUUAUUUGAAAUAGUUCGUGUAACCCUUACCCAAAAUGUCUGGUGAAGAGGCACCGGAUAUUUUGGCGGCUGCCUGCUCUGCCGUCGGUAUUGACGAACUUGGCGAUUACAUGAGCUCUUCAGACCAAGUUGAAAGCGCCCCUCCGGCGUCAUCGAUGGCAGCAAAUCAAUUGGUAACGACACAGCAACCGCGAACAUAUGCAACGGAACCAAGAAAAGAGAGCAUCGUCGUAGGAAGACCUAAUGCAGUACAACGUUCAGUGCCUCCUUAUGCAUAUCCAGUGCCUUAUCAUAGCCAGCAAAUCCAAGGCUGGGGACCCAGAAUGCCUCCGCCGUUCGACCGUCGGCGAGAAGGUCACAUAGUCUUGCACGAUCCAACUCGGCCUCAGUACAGAGCAGUCAAAACAAAAAAUGGCUACACCGAAUACCACGCUGCUGGGUAUUUAGUCGGCAAUUCAGCUCCUCAUCUACAUUCGAAUUAUAUAAAUGGUCACCCGAACUCUGUUCACGCUGGUCCUCCUCAAUAUUCACUUCACAAUACUGACCGAAGAUAUGAUCACAGCACAGGACCACAACCAAUUAAUGAAACCAAUCCUCCAAGCCAAAAUUCCUCCUCCCCUUCUGCCAAGACUUUCAACACAGCAGUUUCUAAUCAUCCGACACCAGCACCUGCUCAUCAAAUCCAGCCCAUGUACGCAAGACAUCCCCACAAUCCUGUUUAUCAAUAUCCACCGUAUGACGCUAAGUACCAUCAGCCUCUACAACCAACAUCCCCUAAUAUGCCUUCUUCAAAACAGCAUCUCACAGCACCUCACCCAUAUGCGCUAGCUGAGCGCAUGACAGGUAGAAUGGUAUUCCAUCCUUCCACUGAACCAGCAAGGCCCAUGACCGCAGAGGGAGUGCCUGGCUCUGCAGCUCAUGAUCGGGCCAAAAUGCUGCCUCGAGUGCCACAACAAAGAGUUCAUUACAGAGCAGUAUAUCCACAAAAGGAAAUUGUCCAGCCACCAGUACCAAUGUAUGCCAUAGAAUCUCAACAUCGGCUUCCGAACCACGGGUUACAUAACGGAGUCAUACGUCAGUACAUACGAAUACCUAUUGAAAAUAACUUUCGUUCUCAAAAUACGAUCACGCGAAUUCCAAAUCCAAACUACCCAUAUUUUAUGCAACACUCAAAUGUCAUUAGACCUGAAUCUAAAACUAUGAAAGUCCCAAGUAUUGCAAGUUUACCCUCCGAGCACCCUAGCGUGGGUGAUCAAGUCCAAAUGAACCAAACCAAGUUACUUCCGAAUAAUAUAAACAAUAAAAAUGAAUUAGAUUCACAAGUCCCUAACUCAAUGCAGAAUGUGCCGUCGCACAUAACUAACAAUGCCACCAAUAAGGCGGUUGGUCCACAAGAGCGUUUUACAUUUGAUCAUACAGCUGAUGGCAUGCGGACAAGCAGAACAUGCACCGCUAACGCCUUCUACUCCAAACCUGAACCUUAUUACACAACCGCUCCUCAUCAGGCGAAUAAUGUUAAUAAUAAUCACAUUCCCCGGCCCAGAUUACACGAUGCUGUAAAUAUUUCCCAGCUUCCGUACCACGCGGAUCCCGUUAAUUCUACUGUCUCGUUUCAAGCGUCAAAUCCGACUGCUUAUAAUCGAGAAACUUCAUCAAAACAAGUGCUGGCACAACAAUCCUCAAUCCUUCCUCAGGUUCAUAGUGAUAAAAAAACACUCAGUACGAGACAUGAUACGGACUCCAUUCAGACUCAUUGGCAGAGCGGCGCUGAACGGGUCGAAAGUAAUCACCUGCCAGCUUCAAGAUAUUCUGGACAAUUUCAGAGUAGCCAUUCUGUACAACAAUACAACCGACCACAGCAGCAAUUGUCCCACAAUGCUUUAUCUGAGGCUUCCAUGGGUAAACAUUAUGGGAUCCGUGAAAGAUGCUCCAAUGUCUUUGACCCUCAACAGCAAAGAAUUUCCGAACUCGCUACGCAUCAUCACAGUUACAACUAUCCCUCUCAUAUGGACGUGGAUCAUCCCUCAAUGGUAGAGAAAAGGCACCAAUAUUCGAAUAUUUCUACUGGCGCACCCACGAAAGACUUUCAAACUUCACAGGGGCAGUUGACACGACCUCUCUCAAAUGACACUGGUGCUCAAGCUACCGUUUCUAGUGACAGAGCUUACCUCAGUAAUCCCUCGUUUUCUCCAAAUGCAGUGCAAUCGUCUGAAUUUCAUUCACUUGAUACACGCGCUCAUCCAAAGAACACUGCAACUGGUCUUUCUACACCAAUUACUGCCUAUGAGAGGACAUUGGGUUAUAAUACUUCUGUCUCCCACGUCACUAGUUUUCCAAACCAGCACUGUCAUAACCCAUCUGAGCCUCAACGAGCUCCACUAUCUCAGCAUUCAGCUUCAUCAGCAGACGCAUUGGAAGUAGGAAACAGUAAAGAAAUUUCGUUGCCUUCCGGUGCUCACAGACCUCCUGAAUAUAGUUCUGAAUUUAAUCCCAAUAGUUUAAACUCUACCUUGGGCUGUACAGAAAAUCCCACUACAAGCUCAGGUUCAGCUUUUCAACAUAAAAAUAUCGAAAUUCUGAAGCGGAAAGAUUGCAAUGGCCGGAGAGAGUAUGGAAUGUCACCAAAAGCUAUAAUAUUCGAACGAAUGAAAGACGCUGCAUUGAUGCAAAGUCGCGAGCAGCCUACCACCAUUGAAAAUAAUCCUCAGUCACCUCGUGCUGCCAACGAAUGCAUGAACUUAACGAAUUCUCCACAAUUUUCUAAAGAUACUUCGUUUCCUAAAAAACGGAAGUUUUCAGAUGAACGUGCGAAUGCUGCCUUCUUGAAUGCUCCCGAAAUUUCUAGAAACUAUAAGAAGCAGCUACGAACUCAGUACAGCGCUGAUUCAGGAUCUCCACAAGAAGCUUCUCGCUUAGGGCAUUUCGUGCGGGUAUCUCCUGAUUCAAACACAACCUGUGUGCCAUCAUCGCCGGGAAACAACUAUACGGUAACUAGAAGUGUUGAGAAGCAGACUGAGAAUUCUUCUCGUUGCAGCAUUGACCAUAUCUCUCCGGAUACGUCUGGUGUUUACCAUACCGGCUUCCAGACCACUUCGGACUCGGUGUGCAGCUCUCCCGCAAACAGCGCAGUUCCAAAUUCCUCGUCUUUCGAAAGCUUACCUCGUCCGUUCAGUAAUUGCUCCAAAUUGGAGAGUCCAGCCAAAGACCCACAACUUUCUUCUAGAAGUGUUCGGAGACUAUCGAUAGAUGACAACGUUACUCUUGAUAAGCCCAACCAAAGUUUGUAUGCUCGGGAAUCCGAGAAAGCCAUAUUUUCGGCGCCAGUCAGUCAUACUUCUUUUGACUGGCCGUCGUGUUCUUACCAAUCAAAAACCCCUUAUUCUUUGACUAAAAAAGACAAAUAUAAUGAUAAGGAAGAUGAACUUUUUGCUUCGACUGCUCGAGCGGAAACCCCACCACCUUUUGUACCUAAUACCAAGUCGUAUUCAGUUGAAAGUGGUCUGCUUGAAGUGCAGAAUAUCCGUGAAAUUCAGGUUUAUGAAGAGGUGACCCCACAGAAUUGUUUGGUGGACGUAGAGAAAGGCGAACUUUCUGGAAAACCUGUAGAAAAGGUCGUCCAAAGUCCAGGAUCCCCUCAAAAAGAAAAAGUCGAGACAUCUACACUAAAUUUGUCCACGGAGAAAGAGACAACAGGUGACCGAUUCACAACCUUGCUUCGUCCUGUACUCACAACGUUGUUGAGUGUUCCAGAGGCUGAAUCUCUGCGACCGUUGCUGGAUGAACCGGGCAAAUUACUAGAGGAAAUGGUAAAAAAGGGAGGAGGCGAACCUUCGUCUGAUCCAGACCAUUUUCAGCGAAUGAAGAUGAAUUUCAAACUAUUCUUGAAACAGUUUAUUAACCCAGAAACUCGAUCGGAAUGGGGAUGGGAGGAUUGCUCCAUAGAAGACAUCCUGGAGCUGCUCAGCGCCCAAGCAGGGUCUGCCCGCGAUGCAUUACGUGGAAACGAAUCAACAGCAUCCGAAGUCGAGAUGACCUUACCGUCGUCAAGAGUCCCUCAGGACUGCGUGACAGAAAAUGCUCUGUCUGAAUCUAAUGAUCGUGAGUCUAAAGCUAACGAAGAUAAAUCACCGCAAACUUCCUUGGCGUCUCCUGACUCAAGGAAUUGUGAACAGGAUUUAUUAAAAUCGAACGAUAGGUUGACACCAAACGAGACAAUAUUUGGUUCCGAGCAACCUGUGGUGACGACAAGUUCCGAAACCAAAGACCAAGUCAGUUCUCCAGACUCACUAGCCAAAGAAAAGCAUACACAGUCAACAAAUGUUUAUUGCAUAACUUCCUCCAAUCAAAAUUUACUUGAAGAACAUCUCUCCAACGACGAAGAAAACGGUUCAAAAUCCGAAUCCGGAAACAUUAUGAUAGGCAGGAAAAGCACUAUUGUGCGAUCGUACGCCACAUCAACGACGGAUCCACUAUCCCCUCUAUCGUCUGGGUCUAAUCCCGGCAGCAACUCUUCCUUGGAUCCUAUCGUCAAUACUGGGGGAUCCUGCAUACCUCGUUUUCCUACCGUUGACACGUCCCCCAGUGAAAUAAACCAUACCGAGGCGCAACUUCAGCAAACGUCUGACGUUGACAUGAACUCGUCGACUGAUCACGUCUCCAGUGCCACCGAUUCUUCUGCGAAAAUUUUGACUGCGUAGAUUGUGCAGGGCUCGCGAUUUACAUCUGAAAAAUUUACCAUUUCUUAGUACGUUUCUAUCGCAAUU
Messenger RNA from Hyalella azteca, 5012 nucleotides. RefSeq lists its product as uncharacterized. NCBI's taxonomy places the organism in Eukaryota, Metazoa, Arthropoda, Malacostraca, Amphipoda, Hyalellidae. The record is from RefSeq and is a predicted model, not a curated record. The transcript has 4 exons. The coding region runs from base 285 to 4946 and encodes 1553 amino acids.